Messenger RNA from Botrytis porri, 2684 nucleotides. RefSeq lists its product as uncharacterized. Gene Ontology annotation, cellular component: nucleus. The transcript has 3 exons. The coding region runs from base 574 to 1617 and encodes 347 amino acids. The record is from RefSeq and is a predicted model, not a curated record. Gene Ontology annotation, biological process: U6 snRNA 3'-end processing. Lineage: Eukaryota; Fungi; Ascomycota; Leotiomycetes; Helotiales; Sclerotiniaceae. Gene Ontology annotation, molecular function: 3'-5'-RNA exonuclease activity.
CCCUCAUCAUUUCAUGGAUUUUCGAGAGAAUCACAAAACAACCCCCUAAAGCCUCAAUAGACUCCGUACGCUGACGUCUACUCAAUGGAUGCGUCAAAGUCGGUUCUAGACUUGUCACUUGUCCAGCAUUAAAGCCCUUUCAACCGUCGCACUGCCACGCAUACCAACUCCCUUGGUCAAACUUUAAAAUCUUUUACGUUCUGCUCAACACACACUAGGUCUGGGGAAUGAUUGGAUUGACGAAGGUUCAUUCGUUUCAUUCGUUUGCAACCAAAAUUCCCAUUUCAAGUUGGGCCUCUUGAGUCUUGACUCUCGAGUUAGUCCGGAGUAGACGUUCAUGAAUCACGGGAAGCCCGGCCGGGGACUACAGUGCCUACUAUCGUAUAGGUACGAACUUCGAAGUUAUUAAUCCGACUUGAUUACGAAUGAACCCCAGCACUUGUCAAUUGAGCCAAGUUUCUACUUUGGUUACCUUUUAUUAGUGCACCCGUCGGGUCCUUCAAUUCGGAAUCAAUCAAUCCCUACAUCCUUCAGCCAAGGAAGGCUGACAAAGUUUAAAUUCAUCAUCAUAUCAUGGCCCUGGUCGAUUAUGCUUCGUCCGACGAGGAAAAUGUGGUAGACGAAGACCUUCCUCGUGACAAUCGUGACAAUCAAAUCAACCAAGACAACAGGCAAGAUGAAAAGAAUGUCACCACAAAAACUUCCAGUUCAAAUCAUUUAAAGCGAAAGCGAGAUGUUUCUUCAUCUUCAUCAGAAUUACCUCCACUGCCCUCCAAAUUUCAUGAUCUUUAUGCGUCAACCGUGAGGAACAGUUCAAGAGAUGAUCCAAGCUUACAUGGAGGACGAAAGAGAGUAACUCCCCAUAUUGAGGGUAAUUGGCCAACACAUAUUUAUAUUGAGUGGUAUCCUUCGACUACAGAAUUUGAUCUUAUAUCAUCCUUGAUCUCAAAAGUUGAAUCGUUCAAAACCCACGACAUUCAAACAUUUUUGUCAAAUGAUCUUGGGGUCCCUCUUCCCUUACAUGUCAGUCUGUCACGAUCAAUUGGCUUUUCCAAAGAUGUCAAAGAUACCUUCUUGACUUCAUUCGAACAAGUCAUAAAGUCCUCCGGAGUUCGUCCUUUUGGGAUGGGUUUCUCCGGAUUAACGUGGGUUCCUAAUUAUGAAAAGACUAGAUGGUUUCUGGUUCUCUGCGUCAUUACAUCGGAGAGCAAUGCUUUGAACAAAUUACUUCACGUGAGUAAUAAAGUCGUGGAAGAAUUUGGACAGCCGCCCCUGUACGCAAAUUCUAGAACACGUGUAAAUGGUCAACAAGUAGCAAAAGGUGCUCACCACUCUCAACAAGGCAAACCUUUCAGAGGCAAGACACAGCUAAAAAAGGAUAUUUUCCAUGAUAUGGCUGAUGUGUCAGAUGCAUUUCAUAUUAGUAUUGCGUGGACACUAUUACCUCCAGACCAAGAACUUAUUGAAGCUACCGAGCGAUUGACAGCCAACGAAUUAUUGAAAGUAAAGCAGAUUCAAAUAAAGACCGAGGAAAUCAAAGCAAAGAUUGGUAAUGUUGUUACCAAUGUGCCCCUUCCUGUGGGCAUCACGGAAGGCAGAAGCCUAUUCGGGUUAUGAGGGAAAAAGAAUUAAUUCAGAAACUUCACCAGAGCACAAAAUUUGUUUGACAAUUCAGGAAAACGAUGUGUCGAAAAAUAGUUUAGUCUGUCGAACUGGUUCUGGUCGAUGUCUCACUUGUACCAUCGGUCACAAACACGUGUGGUGUGCUUUUAAACAAGUAAGGAUCUAAUUUACAUGGCUCUUCCGAUAUUUCCGAGUAUAUCCACAAGUAUUCUCCUUCCCAAAGUCGACAAGAUUCUUCAUGUUUUCUGUCAAUGGCCUGACUACCCUGAGUCGAACAACAACGAAUUCGCUGUCCAUGAACCAUUCUUUUCCAAGCCUAUCUUGUGUCGAUUGUAUUUGUGACCACCAGUCGAAGCUCGAAUCUGUCAGAAGAUGGAGCUGUCAAUUCAUCAGCAUAACUCUACAAAACUGCGUCAAAAUCAAGGCAAAAGCAUGCCUUCGUUGAAAGAAUUUCGCCCCGUCUGCGCCCUAUGCGAUUUCCAUGCCACCCACGCCAAUACUACACUAAAAACUCCCACAACCGUGGCUAUGGUACCAAAAAUUAUCUGAAUCACAUCAUCAUGGGACAAGGCGCCGAUGAGAGUGUUGUUUGUAUUCAUUGAAGUUAAUGAAUGGUCUCCCCCCUAAGCUUAGAGCCUGCUCGAUGUCAGAGAUGACUAUUGAUACAUAGCUUCAUGGAAUUCGCCCUGGACAAACCAUUGCACAACGCAGCAGCAAGUUCUGUUUGUAGGCGUUUUGAAAACUUUGAAUUGUUGUACACGUCGAAGUUUGUAGAGUCAAAUCGUUCUCUUGAUAUUUUUUGUGAGAAUAUUGCUCCAUCUUUGUUAUAUAUGCAUCCUCCCUCUGCUUAAGCUGUCUUCCCGGAACGAGGGCCGGUCUGAGGUAGAGAAGGGACUAUUGUAGCUUCAAGAUAAUAUAUAAUAUGUUGAAACUAGUCACGCGGUCUCCAUGAGGUUUGAAGAAUCUGUAGACUUUCGGUCCUGUCGAACGGAUUUUUUUUCUCUCGGCAUGUUUGAGCCUGUGCUUGCAAUGAAAAACUUAAAAUCCUACUGCUUUUCUAG